AUGACAAGAAGCAAAGUGAACCUUACUUACAUUUCAAAAGACUCUGCAAGAAGGGUCACCUUAAGAAAAAGGGAGAGUGGCUUAAUGAAGAAGGCAGAGGAGAUCACAACGUUGUGCGGGAUCGACGCGUGCGCCAUCAUAUUUAGACCUAACGAUCUCGAGCCGAAUGUUUGGCCUUCCCAGUUGGAAGCUCAACGUGUCAUUUCGAGGUUUAGGAAUUUGUCGCCGCUGGAACAGAACAGGAAGAUGGUGGACCAAGAAAGUUUCGCCCGGCAGAGGCUCGAAGCAAUGAACGAGAAAGUGUCGAAGCUGGGGAAGGAGAACCAGCAUAAGCAGCUGACUCAGGUCAUGUACCAGUGCUUGUCUGGUGGAGGAUUCGAGCAUUUGGCCGUUGAUGAUCUGAACAACUUGAGUGUCUUGCUCAUAAGUUUUUUGUUGCUGCUGCUGGUAUGCUAUGACGUGAUGCUGGUUCUGGACUUUGCUGCUAUAUGA
This is a messenger RNA of Rhododendron vialii, 492 nucleotides long. RefSeq names its product agamous-like MADS-box protein AGL80. Lineage: Eukaryota; Viridiplantae; Streptophyta; Magnoliopsida; Ericales; Ericaceae. The record is from RefSeq and is a predicted model, not a curated record. The transcript has 2 exons. Gene Ontology annotation, biological process: positive regulation of transcription by RNA polymerase II. Gene Ontology annotation, molecular function: DNA-binding transcription factor activity, RNA polymerase II-specific; RNA polymerase II cis-regulatory region sequence-specific DNA binding; protein dimerization activity. Bases 1 to 492 code for a protein of 163 amino acids.